UCAGACGAGAGGAGACACACACAGCAGCAGCACAUCUGUCAGUGUUCCUGGACACGCUCAGGAGACACAGGGGCUACGCGCCUCCCGCAACAUCGCUGAGGCGCAGACGUGACACACGCAAGGAGACACACACAUUCUUACACACACACACACACACACACACACAUAUAUACAUACUCAGGAGGACGAGUGGACUUCAAACAGAGAAGAAGGUGGAGUCCCCCGCGAGCUGAAGUCCCCCUGCUUGGCGUCCACACGCGCGCGUCACCUGGGGAACCGGGAGAGGGAGCGACCGAGAGCGGUCGUGAGAACAGAAAAAAGGGAGAAGGAACAGUAAACAAAAGAAAGAAAAAAGAGAAAGGAAUAAGGGGAGCGACAGCGCGGAGAGAGGAGAGCUCCCGGGCGGAAGCCCCCAGCGUUCUGGGCAAGGGGACACCCCCCCACCCUUUGGCAGAGACGGAGAGAGGGAGAGUCGGGGCGCGUUCCCCCCUCUCCUUCUCGACCCUGCACGCUGACAGGCUGGCCGCCGGCACGGCCAUGGCGUUCACCUUCGCGGCCUUCUGCUACAUGCUAACGCUCGUGCUCUGCGCCGCGCUCAUCUUCUUCGUCAUCUGGCAGAUCAUUGCCUUCGACGAGCUCCGUACAGAUUUCAAGAACCCCAUCGACCAGAGCAACCCAACCAGAGCAAGGGAGCGAAUCCUGAAUAUAGAGAGAAUCUGCAACCUGCUGAGGAGGUUGGUGGUUCCAGAAUAUUCCAUUCACGGCCUGUUCUGCUUGAUGUUCAUGUGUGCUGGAGAGUGGGUCACCCUGGGUCUGAACAUCCCCCUGCUCUUCUAUCAUCUCUGGAGGUUUUUCCACCGGCCGGCUGAUGGUUCGGAGGUGAUGUAUGACCCUGUGAGUGUCAUGAACGCAGACAUCCUAAACUACUGCCAAAAAGAGUCCUGGUGUAAAUUGGGCUUCUACCUGCUCUCUUUCUUCUACUAUCUGUACAGCGUUUUUAUCCUUUCCCUCUUUUUUUAGUAUGGUCGAUGCUUUGGUGAGCUUCUAAAACCCAAAGCUGAGUUAAAACAAGAACCACAAAAACAACAACAACAACAACAACCACAACAACACCAACAGCAAAAAGGAUGACAGCCGCAACAAUAACGCAACACCAGAGGACAACAAUACCACGGGUUUUGGAAGAGCAACGCUGCACACACGUCUUCUUCAAUCAUCACACCAUCAGAAAACUCUUGUUCAACUCCUCCUCACGUCUCUCCUGUGGACAUGGUCUGGAAGAUAGUGAAUUAACAUAAAUCAACGUGGAGAAAAAAAAAACAAUCAUUGUGAGAGCAAAGAAAUGAAGGAGUCUUUGCUGAGCCAGCUCAGACACUGCCAUUGGAUGACUUGAGAGAGUGAGAGAUGGAGAUGGAGUUGAAGAGGAAGAGAGAGAGGAAGAGGAGAGAGAGAUGGAGGGAUGAAAGGAGAUGGAGGAGGAGGAGGCAGCGUGUUUUGUAACACAGUUUCACUUUUUAAGGGCUGCUGGACCUGUGCUGCUCAAAACCACUUGGGUUUCACAGACUGAGCUGAGGCACAAGUGUGAACUGCAAAAAUAUCCUGUUACAUAAAACUUAAUAUUGAUGUUACGUUUCAGUAUACUUCUGUUCAACUCCAUGCUAUGUUAAAAGAAGAAAACAUUUGUGAGAUGCACAAUCCUUAUUUAGUUGAGAUACUGUAAUACUCAUAUACUAUUUCAAUAGUUGUGGUAGAUUCUUUGAACCCUGAUGAUAUUGGUAGGUAGCUGUAUUUAAAUACUGAUGACAUUGUUUAACUGUAGAGUUUUGAUCAGAAGUGGUACUACCUGUGCUCUUUUAGACAAAGAAAACCGCACAAACAAUAUCUUACUACUUCAGAAUACAGGAGAGAUACGUUUACAUUUAAUUCCAUGGCUAUUAAGCAAUGAGGGUCAAGCAAGGCCGAGAAAACUGUUGGAUAAAAAGCAGUGUGCUUCUGAUAUCACAGACUAAGAGGAUUUGACUGAGUGUGUUUAUCUGGUGUGUCGAGCUUUCUCGCAGAGUCUAUGGAAUUCGGCAGGCGGUCACUUUAACACUGUGUGGAAGCCGGGCGAUACCUGUAAGAGUGAGGUUGAACUUGAGAUUGAGGGCAAGCUCUCGCUACCCCCUCGAGGAGAGCGGGCCAAUUUGACCUCGCACCCCGUCCGAGCUCGAGAGUUCA
This is a messenger RNA of Sardina pilchardus (European sardine), 2217 nucleotides long. RefSeq names its product cornichon family AMPA receptor auxiliary protein 2 (gene cnih2). Gene Ontology annotation, biological process: regulation of AMPA receptor activity; endoplasmic reticulum to Golgi vesicle-mediated transport. The record is from RefSeq and is a predicted model, not a curated record. Bases 538 to 1020 code for a protein of 160 amino acids. Lineage: Eukaryota; Metazoa; Chordata; Actinopteri; Clupeiformes; Clupeidae. The transcript has 6 exons. Gene Ontology annotation, cellular component: COPII-coated ER to Golgi transport vesicle; dendrite; synapse.